Molecule: messenger RNA, 987 nt
Organism: Aspergillus mulundensis
Lineage: Eukaryota; Fungi; Ascomycota; Eurotiomycetes; Eurotiales; Aspergillaceae
Product: phosphoglycerate mutase family protein
Exons: 4
Coding region: 1-987 (328 amino acids)
Cellular component (GO): cytoplasm
Molecular function (GO): phosphatase activity
Source: RefSeq, a predicted model, not a curated record
AUGACAAACCCAAACUCAACCGCGACAUCCCACUUCCACUUCGACUUCAAAACAGUAACCGGCAUAUUCCUCCAGGACGAAGGAUCCACGAACCCCGAUACAUUCGACUAUGCCUCCUCAAACUUCGGCCUGAUCAACCGCUCCUACCCCUCCGACCCCCAAGACGAAACCCCAAACCCGUCAACCCAAUGGCCCCGCCUCGCAGAAUACAUAACGCACCUGAACACCACCGCGUCCGCAGAAACCACAUACAAGCUCCUCUUCCUCGGCCGCCACGGCCAGGGCGUCCACAAUGUCGCUGAGAGCCGCUACGGGACUGCGCUGUGGGAUUGCCGCUACUCCCUCCUAAACGGCGACGAACACGGAGACUGGUUCGACGCGCGCCUCACGGACCUCGGGGUAUCGCAGGCGCGCACGGCGCACGAGGCAUGGAAACGGCAGAUCAAGAAUGGCAUCCCGCGCCCCCAGACUUACUACGUCAGUCCGCUCAUGCGGUGCUGCGAGACGGCAAGGGUUACGUUUGAGGAUGUGGGGUUUCCCGGCACGCAGAAGGGGGAGUUUAGGCCGCUUGUUAAGGAGCUCCUCCGCGAAACCCUCGGACUGCAUACCUGCGACGCACGCUCACCGAGAUCCGUCAUCGCGGCUGCGUAUCCGACUUACUUGUUUGAGCCGGGCUUCAGCGAGGAGGAUCCCUUGCAUAAGGCGGAUCUGCGGGAGAGCGACUCCGCGCGGGAUGCGCGGUUCUUUGAGUUCCUUUCUGAUGUCUUUGCGAAUGAUGAACACUCGGUCCUUUCGAUGACGGCGCAUUCGGGGGCUAUUACAAGUAUUUUGAACGUGGUCGGGCAUCGACGGUUUGCAUUGGAAACGGGAGGUGUUAUUCCGGUGCUUGUUAAGGCCGAGAGAAGAGCUGGGCCGCCGCCGGAGAGGGUUGUUGAGCCUUGGUUUGGAAGGCCCUUGUGUCCUGGGGAGGGAUGUGUGAAGAAUUAG